Messenger RNA from Diuraphis noxia (Russian wheat aphid), 1674 nucleotides. Its product is annotated as ubiquitin protein ligase sneaky. NCBI's taxonomy places the organism in Eukaryota, Metazoa, Arthropoda, Insecta, Hemiptera, Aphididae. The record is from RefSeq and is a predicted model, not a curated record.
AUGAUUCUGGGUUUCUUCUAUGGAUUUUUUCUGAGCCUAAUUCUCUACCAUUUCGUCAUUGUCGAUUUAGAAUUUACUGAUCAAACCACUCACCUAAUGGGCAUCGUUAUCAGUCUAUUUUUGAGCAUCGGCCACGCCAUUUCACAACAAGUUCGGUGUUUGGGACUUUUAGCGAUGCCGACGUUCUGUGACAAGUCCGGCCAACGCGUACUGGUGACAAUGGUAUUUGCGUACGUAAUGGCCGGCCCUCUGAACAACAUAAUGAGAAACGGAUCCGAAGUAAUCAGAGUGUUCACCUGCUCCAGUGARYUGGUAUAUAAUUUGACCAAGGUCCGAUAUGAACUCAUGUUCAAACCGUUUCAGGAAGCGCUGUUCAACCUCAAGGCUGAAACGAACGAGAUAAAAGAAACCAUAAAUUCUAUCAACGAUGUGAUAGAUCCGAUUCGACAGGAAUUCGAAUCAGACAGCGACGGAAUAGUACUACACGAGAGAAACGACUACUUAGACGAUCUGGAAAUGCAAGACAUCAUAAACCGGGCGGACGACAAGUGCAAGGCAGCGUUUCAGAGUAGCUUUAACACUUGCAAAAACUCUGUACACUGGUCCGUGAAUUGGGCUCUUUGCUGGCCCAUGCAAGUCACUUUCGUCUGCAACCUUGCACCACUGUUUGGYGGCGGAGACGUGUGCAAUUCCGGGAAGUCGGUAAAUUCCGGUUUUGGCAAGGGAUACGUGUUCCUGACAAAGUCCAAGGACGAAUUAAAACGAGAAUUCCUACACGUAAAAGUCAAUUACAAGUUGAACAAAGUGAAAAUAAUGYAUUUAGGUUUUUUUGUUGAAGAGCACCAAUAUCCUAAUWUUGUUUUUGGAUUAGUCUGUUCACAGUUCAAAUCGUUGGUAAAAUUUUUGUUUGAAAUUAUCGCUGCCUCGUCAUUGGUUCUAUUGGAUAUCGUGUUUUACGAAGCAUUGGACGUGAUCAGAAGACACGCAAAAAUCGAUUACUUCCAAACCGGACAUCACAACAUGUACAUUAAAGUCAAGGGCACCGGUAUGAUCGCUAACUUACUCAGGUCUGUCGUGGAAAGGUUCAAUUUCAGGAAAAAUAUCACCGUCAACCUUAGCAACGAAAUUUGUCUUCCGAAUCCGCACAAGUUGGACGCGUAUUACAUGCACAAGAUAUACGGCACGUUAAUGCUGGUGUUUGUCAUGACCGUAUUCGCCGGGUACUCGGGCCGGCUAAAACGACUGAUCUGUGCGGUAUUCUUCAGGAAGAGAGAAAAACGACGCGUGCUGUACCUGUACAACGAGACAUUAAGGAAGCGAACGGCGUUCUUUAGGUACAUGAAGCAAAAGGUGUCGAAGUUGGCCCGCGAAAACAAAUUAUCGGAAGAUCUUGACGUUUUUCUGAUGUUGAGACUAAAGUUCCCGACACUAUUCGGUUGGCUGACGUGGUUUGCGUGUGGCCGUCGAAAAUGUUUGAUUUGUGGUGAACUAGAAACGGUUGCCGGCAAACAGUAUGGUUGCAACACCGUCGGUUGCGUUUAUAUACACUGCGAACAAUGUUGGAAAGAUGUUGGCGUCUGUUAUGCCUGUUCAGACACAUUCAACAAAGAAGACGACGAAUACAAUUUAGAAGUGGAUGUUACUACCGACGGUUAUGUCGACACUGAUUAUUAG